AAACCCACCCUCUAAUUUUGUAAUCUAACAACCUCCGUUUCAAUGCUCAGUUGUCUUCCUCUCUCAGAAUGAGUCAUUUUUCGGGUUCCCAUUGUAACAACACUGCCUGUGAAUCGGGGUGGACAAUGUAUUUGGAGGAGUCGUUUCAGACGGAGGGGAGGUUCCGGCCGAGUGCCGUGGAUUACGGCGGCAGAGGGAAGGAGGAGGAAGAAGGGGAUUUGUCCAUGAUUUCGGAUGCGUCGUCGGGGCCGAGGGAUGGGUAUUCUGAGGAGAAUUGCCAGUCAGUAGGGCGCAAUGCGGGGAAAGCCGCGGCGGCCAAAAGUAAGAGGAAAGAGGAAAUGGGGCGGCGGAACAAACAUUCUUGCCUUGAUGACACUGCAAGCUCCCCUGUUUUUGGGCUUUCCAAGACGAGAGAGACGAAUCCAUAUAGAAAUGAAGGUUUGGUGGAGAAUGUAAAAGAAUUCUCACAAACCCAUUCUCGAAAACAACAUGGGAAGAAACCGACGAGCUUUUUUCAGUCUUCCUCUGCCAAAAAGACGACCAAAAAUGUCUCAGGUGAUUUUCAGGAACAGUAGAAGGAGGAGGACGACGGGAAUAAGUAAAUGAAAAUGAUAGAGACACGAGGAUCAUGGAUUAUUAUGAUUAUUGUUAUUAUUAUUAUUAUUAUUAUUUUGUUCCCUGGCUUUCUUGUCAAUGUGGGCAGUUGAUUGGAAAGAGUUGAAUUAUUUGGGAAGUUAUUGUGUUAUUGUUGUUUUCACCUUUUGGAAGAUGUGUAAAUUACAAAGAUAUGAGCGAGAAUUUGUCACUAUUUA
Molecule: messenger RNA, 812 nt
Organism: Cucurbita pepo subsp. pepo (vegetable marrow)
Lineage: Eukaryota; Viridiplantae; Streptophyta; Magnoliopsida; Cucurbitales; Cucurbitaceae
Product: protein SOB FIVE-LIKE 5
Biological process (GO): cytokinin biosynthetic process
Source: RefSeq, a predicted model, not a curated record